Nicotiana tabacum (common tobacco) is the source of this 516-nucleotide messenger RNA. RefSeq lists its product as uncharacterized. Lineage: Eukaryota; Viridiplantae; Streptophyta; Magnoliopsida; Solanales; Solanaceae. The record is from RefSeq and is a predicted model, not a curated record.
AUGACAAAUGACAAUAGUCUUCCAUCUGAGUUGCUUAUUGGUCGCUCUACAUCUUCCCGUACUGUAUUUCAUAAGGAUGACUAUACUCACCUAUGUCAUCCCCUUUAUGUACAUCCAACUGACGUGUUGGGGUCUUCACUAGUUCCUGUGCCUUUUGACGGCAUUGGGUAUGGGAGUUGGAGACGAACUAUUCUUGUAGCCUUAUCUGUUAGAAAUAAAUUGGAUUUCAUAAAUGGAUCCUCAAUUAAACCUCCUGAUAGUUCUCCCUUGGCGGGACAGUGGCAGAGGUUUAGUGAUUUAGUCGUCUCAUGGUUAACCAAAUCCUUGUCCAAAGACAUUGCUCGCAGUAUUGAGUACUCUGAACUUGCCAAAGAUAUUUGGACUGAGUUGGAGGAAAGAUAUGGUCAGGCAGAUGUUGCAAGUGUUUUUGAGCUUAAAAAGGAAUUAGCUCACAUCUCUCAAGGCUCUCUUGAUAUUGCCUCAUAUUUCAAUAAGAUAAAGCAAAUUAUGGGAUGA